This is a messenger RNA of Sphaerulina musiva SO2202, 1305 nucleotides long. RefSeq lists its product as uncharacterized. Bases 166 to 1305 code for a protein of 379 amino acids. The transcript has 3 exons. Gene Ontology annotation, cellular component: fungal-type vacuole membrane. Lineage: Eukaryota; Fungi; Ascomycota; Dothideomycetes; Mycosphaerellales; Mycosphaerellaceae. The record is from RefSeq and is a predicted model, not a curated record.
CUCUAUCUCCGAUCUUUUUGCUCGGAUCUCCCUCUCUCGCUUCUUUUUUUCUUUUUCGCUUCCCUGUCUCACUCACUCACUCACUCACUCAACAUUUUCGACAUACGACUAUUUACGACCUUAUAGACAGUACUCUUCCACCCCCAGGGCAUCAGUACCAUCGUCAUGGUCAAACAAGAUCUUGCACUCCACGAGACGAGACUGAACGAAACAAGUCCAAAUUCCACAACACGGCAGAAACUAAAAUCACACUUCCAAAAAUGGUGGUGGGCAUACCUCCUCAUCUUCAUCCUUCUCGUGCUCAUCAUAAUCCUACCAAUCGUCUACGUCGGAUAUCCCACCAUCGCCCAACAAGGCAUCAAUUCCUCCCAACUCUUGCUCUCCCAAGCUACCCUUUCCAAUCCUUCUCCAGAAGCCUUCGAUCUCGAUCUCUACGCCAUAUUACUCACCGACUCGAAAUUUCAUCCUUCUCUCGACUCUUUCAACGCCUCUCUGCACGUCAGUCAUGAUGAGAACAAAAAUGAUGAUGACGCUCCUCCUUUUGCGUACAUUAAUGUGCCUGCGAUGAAAGCGAAGAAUCAGACGUUGGUGCAUCUCUCGCAGCGGGUGAGGAUUGCGGAUCAGGAAGAGUUUGCCAGGUUUUGUAUGUUGACGUUGGGGAGGGAGGUGUUUACCAUUGGGUUGAGGGGGAAAGGAGGGUUGAAAUUGGGCGGGUUACCGAGGACGAAGGUGGAAUAUCGUCAGCCUGUGGAGUGGAAAGGCCUCAACUCCCUCACAAACCUCACAAUCCCCUCUUUCCAACUCAACCUCAACUCCUCCUCCUCCUCCUCCUCCUCCUCCUCCCCUCCGCCCAACGUCAACGACAACAAAAACUUCAACUCCAACGCCACAAUCUCCCUCCCCAACCCCUCCCCUCUAACCCUCAGCAUCGGAAGCGCCACCUUCGACGUCCUCGUCAACAACAUGUCCAUUGCCACCGCCACCACGGCCUCGUCCAAUCUGACUCUCAAUCCAGGAGAAAAUUUAUUCGGAGUAAAUGUGCAAAGUAAUUUAUCUGCUGUGACGACAUUGUUGGCUUUGCCCGCGUUUCGAUGUGGUGUGUUGCCGGUGGAGAUUCGGGGGAUUAAUAGUACGACUACUGUUACGACGACGACGACGACGACGACGGAAGAUGAGGGGCAGGUAUUGUUGCCGUAUUUUACGGCGGCGUUGAGAAAGAGUGCGGUGAAGACGAGUUUGGAUUUGGGUCCGGCGUUGAGGAGGGAGGGGUUACAGGCCGUGUUGACGGGGGAUUGUGUGGGAUGA